AUGAAAAAGGCUCUCUCAGUCUUCAGUCUGUGGUUUCUGCUGGUUCUGGAUGUCAAUUGUUAUCAUUUUAGAAAGUUGUACCCGGAAUUGACCAGUAAGUUAAGAAUUUAUUGUUAUAUUGGGAAGAACUUUCUUUACAAAAUUUAGAAUUGCAAGAACUUGUGUACGGCCGAAUUAUUCGCGCGUUCUUUACAAAACAAAAAAAGGCAAGAACUUUUUUUACAAAACAAGACAUAGCCAAAACUUUCUUUAAAAAACAAAAAAAGGCAAGAACUUUCCUUACAAAACAAAAAAUUGCAAGAACUUUCUUUACAAAACAAGACAUAGCCAAAACUUUCUUUAAAAAACAAAAAAAGGCAAGAACUUUCUUUACAAAACAAGACAUAGCCAAAACUUUCUUUAAAAAACAAAAAAUGGCAAGAACUUUCUUUACAAAACAAGACAUAGCCAAAACUUUCUUUAAAAAACAAAAAAAGGCAAGAACUUUCCUUACAAAACAAAAAAUUGCAAGAACUUUCUUUACAAAACAAGACAUAGCCAAAACUUUCUUUAAAAAACAAAAAAAGGCAAGAACUUUCUUUACAGAAAAUAAAAUGGCAAAAACUUGCGUACGGCUGAAUUAUUCGCGCGUACAUAAGUUUGUUUAACUAAUGUAAAAACAAAAAAUUGCAAGAAUUUUGUUUACAAAACAUGAAAUUGCAAGAACUUUCUUUACAAAACAAAAAAUGUCAAGAACUUUCUUUACAGCCCUACUCCAAAGUGAUGUAAGUGGAAAUGCGGAUGGAUUGAACCGAGCUCAACGUAAAUUAUUAUUAGUAUUAGUUAAUAAUGACGAAGGUGAAGAAGAUCACUUUUUUGAAGCUAUUAGAGAUCAUAAAGUGGCCAAAAGAUUCGUAGAUGUAUUUGAAACCGCGUUGGCUGAGUCGAAUCUCAGCGAAAGUAUGAGGAAAUAUCUUCUAGAGGUAAGUUGUUAUAGUCUAGCCCUAGCCCAGAGCCCUGGCUCAGAGCCCUAGCCCAGAGCCCCAGCCCAGAGCCCCAGCCCAGAGCCCUAGUCCAGAGCCCUAGCCCAGAGCCCUAGCCCAGAGCCCUAGCCCAAAGCGCUAGCCCAAAGCGCUAGCCCAGAACCCUAGCUCAGAGCCCAGCCUAGAGCCCCAGCCCAGAGCCCCAGCCCAGAGCCCCAGCCCAGAGCCCUAGUCCAGAGUCUUAGCCCAGAGCCCCGGCCCAGAGCCCUAGUCCAGAGUCCUAGCCCAGAGCCCUAGUCCAGAGCCCUAGCCCAGAGCCCUAGCCCAGAGCCCUAGCCCCGAGCCCUAGCCCAGAGCCCUAGUCCAGAGUCCUAGCCCUAGACUAUAAUCUAGUCCCGGCCCUAUCCUUAGCUCUAGCCUGUGACCAUUAUUUUCAUGCACAUGCCCAUACCCCACUCUAUGAUCUAAUCUAUCUGUGAGCUCUAGUUAUAGCUCAUGAUCUAGUCUUAGCCAUAGGUCUUGUUCUAGCCCAGCUCUGUCAUCAUGCCAUUGGCAAUGAUUAUGACGAUGGUCAUGUGCAUGCCCAUGCCCUAGCUCUUGCUUACUUCUGACUUACUCUACUCUACUGUAGCCCUACUCUACCUUAGCCUUAGUCUACCUCAGCUUUAACUUACUUUUACUGUGCCUACUUCAGCGUACCUUACCCUUACUGCAACCCUACUCUAUCUUAAUCUUACCUUACUCGUACUGUAUCUCUACUCUAGCAUUAUCUUAAUUGUAAACUAUAAAUAUUGAUAUUAUCAACAAUUUCCUUCCCUUUCAGAUCCAAAAAAGUCUCCAUACGUUGUACAGUGUCUCGAAAUCACCCACCAAUAUCGACCGUCAGCUAGUCCACUCGGCUUUGUCAAACAUCUGGAACAAAUAUGACAAACUUUCAUCGAACGAAAAGGGACUGAUUAUCAAAAAAGCCCCAGAAUUCUUAGAUUUGAACACAAACGGAGAUGAAUGGCUAGCUAAACGACGACCAGUGCAAAUUAUGAAUCAGCCACAUUCGUUUAACAGUGGCUCUAGUUUAUACUGUAAUAUUAUUGUUGUACUAGUUAGUAUGGUACUGUUUUUGAUGUAA
Messenger RNA from Bursaphelenchus okinawaensis, 2088 nucleotides. Lineage: Eukaryota; Metazoa; Nematoda; Chromadorea; Rhabditida; Aphelenchoididae. The record is from the annotation of a GenBank genome assembly.